UUGGAAAUGGAAUGAAGAAGGGAAAGUUGGGAUUCGACAGAUAGAAGAAGAAGGGAAUGAAUAUUGAAGUCUCAAGGUGUUCAGUUGGAGCAAACAGAUCGGCGAUUGGGAGAUUUCGAUUCGCGCUCGCCGGAGAAUUCCAUUUUCCCCGUCUUCCAAUCCGAAGUAGACAAGUCCAUUCUCUUCUCGAUCUGUUCGCCCCUCGGGUAAGUCGUUGCCAUCUUCCAUUUUCUCUCUCGGGAACUUUCUUUUUCAGAUCAGAUAAAGAAGAGGGAAAGCCAGAAAGGAGUACGGGGCGACUUGGAUGUCUUGCGGAUCCGGAUGGCGACUUCGGUGUGGGAGUCAGGGAGAGCGAAUGCGGAGGAGCGGUCGAUGAGUUCCGUUCAAGGGUGGCGCUGGGAGAAGCACUGGCCGACGGAGGAGGAGCGGCGGGAGAUGAAGUUGCGGCAGUCCGGUGUGGUGAUUGCAGGUUGGGAUUCGGGCUGUGCCGUGGGGUUCGUAACCGGGAGAGGUAGAGCGACGGUUUUUCCAGACGGCGGUUACAAUCCCGACGCAGUGUGACGGUUACGCUCCCACUAACAACGGUUCCGAUAAGUAUCCCUCUCUUGGUAUUUUUAUUAUUUCUUUAGUUUUCUUUAUAAUUAUCCUCCAUAAUUGUUUGUUUUUCAAUUAUUCUUUUGGCACUUUUCAUUUAUAUCUUCUACAAUUAUUGCGUACGUUUGAAAAUGAAAUUCAUGAAAGAAAAUAGAACGGUUAGAUUUCCUCUCUAUUAGUAGAUUGCAUUUUAUGCUUCGUGGGUGCAGCCCGAUAACGGCUUUCAACAUCAUGCUCGUUGAUUGUGCCGCUCGCCUGGGCUCUCCUUCAGUUCGACUUCUCGACUGUGAGGAUGUCCAAAUGGUUGCCGCAAGAUCCCCUGGCUUGUUUUUUAUUUUCUUAUUUUGCAGGUUCACUAUGGCUACGGAUGG
This is a messenger RNA of Linum tenue, 965 nucleotides long. The record is from the annotation of a GenBank genome assembly. NCBI's taxonomy places the organism in Eukaryota, Viridiplantae, Streptophyta, Magnoliopsida, Malpighiales, Linaceae.